Cynoglossus semilaevis (tongue sole) is the source of this 429-nucleotide messenger RNA. RefSeq names its product histone H2B 1/2-like. Gene Ontology annotation, molecular function: protein heterodimerization activity; DNA binding; structural constituent of chromatin. NCBI's taxonomy places the organism in Eukaryota, Metazoa, Chordata, Actinopteri, Pleuronectiformes, Cynoglossidae. Bases 35 to 409 code for a protein of 124 amino acids. Gene Ontology annotation, cellular component: nucleosome. The transcript has a single exon. The record is from RefSeq and is a predicted model, not a curated record.
AGUCUCAGUACUCAUUCGUCAUUCGUUAGAGAAAAUGCCUGAUCCAGCGAAGUCUGCACCUAAGAAGGGCUCCAAGAAAGCCGUGACCAAGACCGCCAGCAAGACCGGCAAAAAGAGGAGAAAGACCAGGAAGGAGAGCUAUGCUAUCUACGUGUACAAGGUGAUGAAGCAGGUCCAUCCUGACACCGGUAUUUCCUCCAAAGCCAUGGGAAUCAUGAACUCGUUCGUCAACGACAUCUUUGAACGCAUCGCUUCUGAGGCUUCCCGUCUGGCUCACUACAACAAGCGCUCCACCAUCACUUCCAGGGAGAUCCAGACCGCCGUUCGUCUGCUGCUCCCCGGAGAGCUGGCUAAGCACGCCGUGUCUGAAGGAACCAAGGCCGUCACCAAGUACACCAGCUCCAAGUAAACGGUCAUCUGCUCUUCAAC